Pogoniulus pusillus (Red-fronted tinkerbird) is the source of this 603-nucleotide messenger RNA. RefSeq names its product PIN2 (TERF1) interacting telomerase inhibitor 1 (gene PINX1). The record is from RefSeq and is a predicted model, not a curated record. Gene Ontology annotation, molecular function: nucleic acid binding; telomerase inhibitor activity. Gene Ontology annotation, cellular component: nucleolus. The transcript has 7 exons. Lineage: Eukaryota; Metazoa; Chordata; Aves; Piciformes; Lybiidae. The coding region runs from base 55 to 558 and encodes 167 amino acids.
CGGGGCCUGGCUGCGCUGCGCUGCGAGCGCCGCGGAGGCAGGAAGGUCCCCAAGAUGGCGAUGCUGGCGGAGCGUCGUAGAAAGCAAAAGUGGUCUGUAGACCCUCAAAACAGCGCUUGGAGUAAAGAUGAUUCUAAAUUUGGCCAGAAGAUGCUGGAGAAGAUGGGCUGGACCAAAGGAAAGGGUCUUGGGGCUCAGGAACAAGGAAAUACAGAACAUAUUAAGGUUCGAGUGAAAAACAACAUGCUGGGAGUAGGAGCAACCAUCAGUCAUGAGGACAACUGGAUUGCUCAUCAGGAUGACUUCAACCAGCUUCUGGCUGAACUGAAUGAUUGCCAUGGACAGGGUGAAACAGAGUCCUCAUUGAAGAAUCAGAAGAAGAAAUUCAGCCUCGAAGAGAAAUCCAAAUCUUCCAAGAAGCGUGUUCAUUAUAUGAAGUUUGCAAAAGGCAAGGAUCUCUCUUUGCACAGUGAAGAUGAUCUGUCCUGCAUAUUUGGGAAGCGACAGAAGAGUGUGAAGGUACAGAAUUUCCUUCCUCCAUCCAGCUGUGUUUCCUGAUGAAGCCUUAUCACUGGAGAAAAUGCUUCUGAGUGAGACUGAGGA